Chelonoidis abingdonii (Abingdon island giant tortoise) is the source of this 875-nucleotide messenger RNA. Lineage: Eukaryota; Metazoa; Chordata; Testudines; Testudinidae. The record is from RefSeq and is a predicted model, not a curated record.
AUGCAAAAUUCAUUGAACAGGAACACUCCAAUUAACCUCAGUGAGCUUUGGCUCAUGUUCUAUGGAGCUGAUUCUUCUACUUUUGAAGUCAGUGGCAAAACUCCCAUUGACUUCAAAGGCUUUCUCUUGGCAGCGGCAGCCCUGACAUUGCUCCUCGGGACCAGAGCUGUCCCCCUCCCGGAUUCCUCCGGGGAAGAGGAACUUGUUGAUGCCCUGGACUCGCUUGCCAGAAGCUCCCUGCUGUCCGACUGCGAGUCCCUGGCGUGGCUGCUGCACAGCAAAGCGGCCAAUCUGAAGGACGAGAUGUGUGAGAAAUUUACCGUGUGUGAUAACAGUAUGGAGAUGCUUGCCCAAAAUAAUCUGAACCUCCCCAAGAUCACAGAGGAAGAUGGAUGUCUACUCUCUGGAUUCAAUGAGGAAAAAUGCUUGAGAGGAAUCUCCAGUGGACUUUUUACAUUUCAGACAUACCUGGAAUAUGUACGAGAGACAUUUAUUAGUGAAAAGCAAAAAGUGGAAUCCAUAUAUUAUGGUACAAAGCAUCUGGCAAAUACUGUGAGACAGAUGAUGAAAAAUCCUGAUGCAGUGAUCGUGCCAGACCCAGCUACCCAGAGCACACUUUUUGAAAAACUGAAGUCAAAUAAAAAAUGGAUAGAGAAAAUCAGCACCCAUCUCAUCCUCCGGGACUUUACUUCAUUCAUGGAGAAAACUGUGAGGGCUGUUCGAUAUCUGAAAAACACCAGAAAUCUCAGUGUUUGAAUGUUUUAAUUCAGGCACAUUCCUUCAUCACAAAAUCUGUCAUGUGGCAGAUGACAGUGUUGUUCUAUUUUAAGAACCAGAAGUAAUCAGAAUAGUUUAUAUUUUAUUAAGAUUUCCUU